AAAGACCAUCGGAUCCGCCAACACCAGCACGUCAAAAAAGCACGGUGUGAAGUGCAAAAGGAGUUUCGAUUGGCAGCAAAAGUUCUUUCAAGAGCGACUUUGUGACGCCUUGGGCGCAGUAAAAGGCCAAGAAAAUGUCCGAUACGGAGGUCGUUGAACCUAAGAAGGGUCGCGGACGUCCACCCAACGUCGAAAGGAACAGCGUGGCCCCGAAAAAGCGUGCCCGAGCCCUCUCCCCGAAGGACACCAAAGACGAAGAGAAGGAGCGCGAGAAGGAAAAGGCUGUCGUUUCGGAUGCCGAUGAUGAACCGUCACCGAAGCGUGGCCGCGGACGGCCAAAAGGCACCGCAAAGAAGACCACUAAGGCCCCCAAAAAGGCACCGGUUGCUCCGGUCGGCCGUGGCCGUGGUCGGGGAAAGAAAAAGGCGGCCGAAUCGUCGGACGAGGAUGAUGAUGACGAAGAUCCGGAGGACAGCGAUGAAAAUGAGGAAAACUACGAAAACGAUGACUCUGAUUAAUCGUGUGACCGCGCGCGAAUUCCUUAUGAGAAAUUGUAUUACUUAGAUGUUUUUGACGUUAAAAAACUGCCACUAUCGGUGGGGGAUCAGAACUUUUGCGCCGUUUCCAAAUGACGAUACCAAGUUUCCUGUCCUGUCCACGGAGAUCGGAUUACGGAUCACGCAAAGUUGGGCUGCCGACGGAAUGGGCGUCUUUUCAUAGUUUCUCUAUCGAUGUAAUGUACUCCUUUUGAAACGAAACUGCACCAUUACUGUUCUAGAAAAGUGAAAAAAGCAUUUUGUAAAUCGCACCUAUUGUAAAGUUAAUUUCGAAAUAAAUUCA
Molecule: messenger RNA, 840 nt
Organism: Anopheles cruzii
Lineage: Eukaryota; Metazoa; Arthropoda; Insecta; Diptera; Culicidae
Product: chromosomal protein D1-like
Exons: 3
Coding region: 135-518 (127 amino acids)
Molecular function (GO): DNA binding
Source: RefSeq, a predicted model, not a curated record